Messenger RNA from Xiphophorus maculatus (southern platyfish), 3814 nucleotides. It is a transcript of the gene c6.2, whose product is annotated as complement C6. The transcript has 21 exons. Lineage: Eukaryota; Metazoa; Chordata; Actinopteri; Cyprinodontiformes; Poeciliidae. Gene Ontology annotation, biological process: immune response. Gene Ontology annotation, molecular function: protein binding. Gene Ontology annotation, cellular component: membrane attack complex. The record is from RefSeq and is a predicted model, not a curated record. The coding region runs from base 259 to 3633 and encodes 1124 amino acids.
CUCCCCCUCCUGUCGGCCUUCACAGGCGGCUGAAGGUGACUCCAUCUCGGCUGGGAUGCAGAAGCGGCUGCUGGGGCUCCCAUCGGCCGGACACCAGCUCCUGUUUCCCCGGGAAACCAGCGCUCACAGCCGGGGAAGGGAGGUCCUCCGAGCCGGGCUCUCAUCCGCCUGAGCUGACUCAUUUUGUUGGCUCUUUUUGGGGUCUUUUUAUUUCGGGGUGCCUCUCUCUGGGUGGGCUCCGGCGGAGGGGGUGCAUGCAUGUGUUCCGCACCGUACGGGCGGAAAAAGCGCCCAAGAUCCGCAGGGAGCGUCUUCCCCAUCAGCAAGGGGGCGCAGGCGGAUCCGGAGCGGCGGGAGAGCACGGAGGCGGCGGUGGACGACAGCAGGAUGACGGUCCAGGAGUUCAACACGCUGGUGGCUCUGUACCGGGAGCAGGUCAUUUCUGUCGGGGAGAUCUCGGUGGACUGUCCGUCUCUGCGGGCUCAGAUGCAGCAGACCCGGUCCAAAGGAUGCUCCAUGGCCCGGGCCGCGCACCAGGACCUGGCCAUCAUCUCCGGAUCUGGGCCGGAGGACGGACAGAUCCAUCCUGAAAUCUGCCGGCUCUUCAUCCAGCUGCAGUGCUGCCUGGAGAUGUUCAUAACCGAGAUGCUCAAGUCCAUGUGCCUGCUGGGGGUUCUGCAGCUGCACAGGAGAGCAGGAACCGACUCGGAGCCCAGAGUCGACUUCCGGAUGGACGAGAGCUCGGACGUUCCCAUCCUGGAGGACCGCUCGUCAUCUCCCAUCGAUUACCCUCAGGAGACGUGGCUGGUGGGGACGGACAUCGACAACAUAGAGAGCAUGAUGCUGCCGCUGCCGCUGCUGCUCCUCGGCUUCAUAUCCGGCAGCCUGGCCUGUCACUGUGACCGGUACCCCUGGACCGCCUGGUCCGCCUGCACCAGAACCUGCAACUACGGCACUCAGACCAGAAACAGGAACGUUCAGUAUGAUGAUUAUUACUGGAAGAACAGCUGCCCCCAGAUGUGCGCCAGAAGUGACACCAGAGGUUGUAACCAGCAGGCUUGUCCGAUCAACUGCGUCCUGUCCGAGUUCAGCCAGUGGUCCGACUGCUCGCCCUGCGCCCGGAAGCAGUUUCGGACCCGGUCUGUGGUGAGACCUUCCCAGUUCGGUGGCUCUGAAUGCAGAGAGGAGCUGACAGAGGAAAGGCCCUGCUAUCCCUCCAAAGAGUGCCAGUUACCGCCGGUGGACUGCAGGGGCGACUUCAAGUGUGGCAACGGCCGCUGCAUCAACUCAACGCUGACAUGCAACAAACAGAACGACUGUGGAGAUAACUCAGAUGAGAGGGACUGCGGAGCCUUUUCAGUCGUCUGUCCUCCUGAGAGGAGACCUGCCCCGGGGGUUGAUCUGGUUGGAAAUGGUUUUGAUUUUCUGGCGGAGGAGCCGAGGGGAGGAGUGCUGGACAACAUGUUCAUGGGAGGAAGCUGCAUCAUCAGGCGACCGCAAAGCACUUUACUCUACCAUCGAAUGCCGUACAACUUUAAGACCUUUGACAUUAAGGUUGGGGUGUUGGAAGACUUCAGCACCGACCCGCAGCCGGUGAUUUCUGAGCCGGUCGUGAUAAAGAGAUCGGAACAGAGAGGACAAAACACGCGAGAUCAAGACAACCUUCACAUUUUGUUCUUUUAUGGACGCAGUUCUUCCAGCUCCAGUCUGACCUCGAGUAAGGCAGCCUUUGAGGCUUCAAAGAAAAAGGACUCCAAGUUCUUCCGAGUUCAUCAACUUCUACCGAUUUCGAACUUUACAGUGAAGGAUCCACAGGAUCUUGUGCUUUCGCUGCCAUUCCUUCAGUUCCUUCACGCUCUGCCACUCGAUUACAACUACGCCCUCUACAGGGAAAUCUUCCAGCGCUUUGGCACGCACUACUACAGCUCUGGAAAACUGGGAGGCCACUACGAUCUGCUCUACCAGUACAGCCGGGAGGAGAUAAGAAGCUCAGGUGAAACAGAAGAGACCUUCAAUGGCUGCCUGCACCGAGAUAUCUCCUGGACUAUAAUCCUCUACUCUGAAUCCAGCAGCGUACACAGAUGCACCAACAACCGCAUGACUGAGAAAUACCAAGGCUCGUUCAUCCAGGCCUCUGAGAAGUCCUUCUCCAGGGUGAAAGGCGGUGGAGCCAGGGAAGCUGGAGCUCUGGCCUGGGAAAGACAAGGCGCUGCGCCGGACAAGACAUCCUACAAGAACUGGGCCAAGUCUGUGAUUGACAACCCUGCUUUGGUGGACUACCAGUUGCGUCCAAUCAUAGAUCUGGUUCGGGGAAUUCCCUGUGCUGUCACAAAGAGGAGACAACUGAGGAAGGCUCUGCUCCAAUACCUGGAGGAGUUUGAUACCUGUAAGUGCGCCCCGUGUCCCAAUAACGCCAAGCCGGUUCUCUCUGGGACCGAGUGCAAGUGUGUUUGCCAGACAGGAACUUUCGGCACCAACUGUGAGAUACGAGCGCCUGACUACACUUCAGAGGCAGUGGAUGGUUACUGGAGCUGCUGGGGGCCGUGGAGCAGCUGCAGCGGCUCCAUGAGGAGACAACGAACAAGGAAGUGUGACAACCCUGCUCCCCUCAGAGACGGCCAACCCUGCGACGGUCCAAACAAGCAAGAGGAACCGUGUCCCCUCUCCCUGUUUGAAAAAAAAGAGUCGUGUGACAACGAUGAUGAGUUCACUGUGGGAUGGAGGGAUGAGCUGCCGCCGGGGGUGGAGGGCUGUUUGAGGCCGCAGAGACCGAACCACAGCUUCCUCAGGAAAUCGAAACAGUAUUACAGCUUUGGUGAGGAUGAGGAGUUCCAGUGCUUCACUGGAUUUGAACUGGAAGGUUUCCAGUUCAUUAACUGUCAACCAGAUGGGACCUGGAGUCAACCAAGAGGAAGAUGCAUCAAGAGGCUUUGCGUUGCUCCAGAGGCCCCAGAGAACAUGGUGCUGUAUCCCUCCAGAGAGACGUACAGAGUGGGCCAAUCGGUCGGUUUCAACUGCAAUGAGGCGGGUUUGAUGCCGAUGCCAAGAGGCCUCUACAGGUGCAGCAGCAAACUGACCUGGGAGCCUCCGCUGCCUGCAGACCUCCACUGCACAGAUGUGCAGCCAUUUGUUCCUGAUGGUCAGUGUGGUCCAGGACAGAAGCGGCAGAGAUCCGGCUGUGUCUGCAUUGAACGGGAAAGUUGUCUUUCACAGUCGGCGAGUCUCUGCGUCCUCAACGUAAACCUGGGUGUCGCCGUGUCGAUGUCGCUCUGCUCCUUCCACGCCGGCCGUUGCCACGGCGACCCACUCUUCUACAUCAGCGAAGGCGUGUGCGACUCGGUCGAGCCAGCCAAACUGGAGCGGGCCAAGUUCAGAGCCAAGAUGUCGCCCAGGAGUUCGUUGCACGUGCCGUGCGACUUGGACACCUGCUACGACUGGGAGACCUGCUCCGCCUCUAAGAAGUGCCAGUGCAAAGCUCCUCUUGACUGCCCCAAAACCUCGGACCAGAUGUUCUGCGUGAAGCUGAAGCCGAUGCAGAUGAUCCGAAGCAUCAGUCUUUGCGCUUUGGGGGCUAUCAGCUGCAGCGGCUUUGAGUAUGAAAUGCUCAACGAGGGCGUUUGUCAGAGCAGAUGAUGGGUCCACGUGAACCUCCCUGCAGCUACAGAUGAUGAUUAAAGAUGAAUGAAAGCUUUUUGAAGCUAGCUAAGCUUGGUUGGUUGUCCUGACUGUUUUCUAUUUUGUGGGUAUAAUCAAUGGAUGGCAUUUAAUGCUCUGUUUUACUUUGUAAUGCAAUAAAACUUUAUAUUUAAAACAA